Messenger RNA from Suillus bovinus, 1719 nucleotides. RefSeq lists its product as uncharacterized. The record is from RefSeq and is a predicted model, not a curated record. Gene Ontology annotation, molecular function: cysteine-type peptidase activity. Lineage: Eukaryota; Fungi; Basidiomycota; Agaricomycetes; Boletales; Suillaceae. Gene Ontology annotation, biological process: proteolysis. Bases 280 to 1608 code for a protein of 442 amino acids. The transcript has 6 exons.
CUCUCAUGGACACAAACACACCGGGGCCUCCGUGGGCAUGAGGCCACUAGACCUGUUCAUGGGCAUGAACCCGCCAGACCAUUCAUUAAUAUGAAUCCACUAUCCACUAGACCUUUUGUGGCAUGAGCUCGCCAGACCUGCCACAGUGCUUGUGGACUGGGAGCAUAUAUAAAAGCUUCGAACAAUUUUUUCCAAUUCUUCACUCUCGCAAGAGCUCGCAGUAUCCUGUCGCGUUCACACCAUUUCCCUUGCUACCGGAAUUCGCAAACGCAUAAAUCAAUGUCACAAAACCCGUUCUCUUUGCAGCUAGGGCAGAUGCCUGGGCGAGAUCCAAGGAGAUUAGCCAUACAAUCAUCUCUUCUGUACCUUGACAAGUUGGAUCUUCGUGUCCGUGAAGAAAUUCAGGCGACCCGCAGGCAGUUUUUAGAGCUUCUUUACAACCCCCAGUCAAAUGUCACGAUGGGAAAUUUGGACGGAUACGAUAGUAUCCUCGAGUCCCAAGCAGAACUCAAUGAGCUCAGUACUGUUGUCGAUAAUGUUCUUUCAAUGUCCUUCGAUGCUUUGCGAAAGCGCUUCUUCGUGCAACAACCAGCACCCCAUAGCACAUUUUUCGGGGUCAUGGGAGGGCCGUCAGAGGGUGCAAACACUCACUUUGGUCAACCUCCACAAGGCCAAUUUCCCGGCAGCGCCUUCGGUUUCGCCAAUUAUGGGCCCGUUCCUCAACCUUUCCUACCACAGCCUCAGUACUCUGGGACCUUUCCAGUGAUCUAUGACCCGCAUGGUCCGCAACCACUGCUACAGGGUGCGUAUCCUGUCGGCCAAGAUACCAUGCAGGUCCCAGCAGAUCCCACGGAGGGUAAUGUUGAGUUUCCCAAGGAUUUAUUAAUCGACGACUUCUGCGUGCCAUCGACGGAACUCCUUGUAAUCGAACCCGAAGUAGUCGCUACAAGGAUCCGCCCUCGACAUGAUGGAUUCCCUCGUCAAGUAUUUGAUCCAAAGGACAUUGCGUGUCUCAGCUCUCCUAUGACACUUCUCAACGACGUGUGUAUCAAUGGUUGUGCUGCGAUCCUCUAUUCCCAGUUCAAACUCCCGACUGUGGACUGCGCUAUAUUAACCACCUAUGACCUUCCGCGCGUUCGUACCAAUGCAUCUGACGAGCUCAUCUGGCGCAACAUAUCCUGGACUUCUUAUUGGGAGAAAAACGUGUGGAUUCUUCCAAUCCACAGACCAUCUUACGACCAUUGGGUGAUCUGUAUAAUCUAUUUCCAAACCAAUGAACUCCACCUGUUCGACAGUCUUGCUGAACAGGAAUCUUGGGAAGAUGAUGUAAAGGACAUCAAAAAAUUAGUUGGACGGUUCCUCGCUAUAGCACGUAUUAAGCGACACGGCGGCGUUCAGAUUGAACCCGAGGACUGGCAAGUUCGGACGUUAAACGUCAACCCAUGCCAGAGCAACGGUUACGAUUGUGGCCUUUGGAUAUUGGCAGCCAUGAUUGCCGUGUUGCGCGGGCGACAUGUUACAGGCCUUCACGAGAAUCAAAUGAGCGCCUUGCGGCAUUAUCUCCAUAGUCUAGUCUUUUCCAUUCCCUCCAUUCCCCCAGGAACCUGAUACGAUUGCGUUACUGUUGUAUAUUGAUUCUGGCUGGGUCCUUGACCAAUGUAAUUACCUCCCCUGUCGAUAGUUCAGCAUGAGCCUCUUGAAUCUUUUGCCGCGAAAGGA